UACAUUACAUACUCUUUGGCCUGCUACCCAAAACAAAUGCACGUUUAUUAGUUAUACAUAUUUUUCUUUAUUUCAGUAUAGUAAAAUAACUAUUUUACGAAUAAUUUUGAUUAAGUAGAAAUCAAAAAGCUUGUUUUACACAUAAAUAUGGCUAGUGAAGCAGGCGAAGCACAGUUACAAGUUCGAUUUAUAACCAAACAAGAACAAUAUGCAGUUUCUCAUAGUCCAUAUGCAAUUCAAAGUAACAUUCAGACAGCAGAGUUGAAUACGUUAGUAAAUGCAUUAUUGAAGGAAAGUAACGUGACCUUAGAAAAGGCGGUAGAAUUUGAUUUUCUAAUAUGUGGAGAGUUGUUAGUGUCGACAGUCGCAGAACACUUGCAGGAGAAGGGUUUGUCGACUGAAGAUACUCUAGAGAUAGAAUAUUUGGAGAGAUUCCCUGCACCAAGUCCUCAAGAUUGCUUGAUGCACGAUGACUGGGUGUCCGCUGUACAUACACAUGGAAAUUGGAUCCUAUCUGGGAGUUAUGAUAACAGUGUUCAUAUUUGGAACACAAAGGGCCAACACAAACUUGCAAUACCUGGACACACUUCACCUGUUAAGGCUGUUUCAUGGGUAUCAUUUAAUGGCAACCAAGCAGUAUUCGUGAGUGGUUCCCAUGACCAAUCUGCGAUGCUAUGGGUUUGGAAUGUGUCGGGAAAUUCUGUAGACUGUGUGGUGACAUGCAGAGGCCAUGAUAAGGGUGUGGAGUGUCUCUCUGUGUCAGCCGAUGCUAACCGCUUUGCCACUGGCAGCUGGGAUAAUAAUGUCUGUCUUUGGAGCACAAGUCUUUCCGAUGAAGAUAAUGUGCCAGUAAAAAAGAAAAGUAAACCUGAACAAGGGAACAUUAGAGAACCUUUAACAACCCUAAAAGGUCACAGAGAGGCCGUGUCAGGGGUGCAGUGGAUGGAUCAUAACACAGUAGUGUCUAGUGGAUGGGACCACUUGAUCAAAAUAUGGGAUUGUGAACUCGGCGGUCUUAAACAGGAGAUUGCGGGUAACAAAGCAUUUUUUGAUGUGGACUGGUCACCAUUGAGUAACAGCUUAAUAACAGCAUCUGCUGAUAAACAUGUACGACUCUACGAUCCCAGAUCGACAGACAGUAUCGUGAAAACAACAUACACGUCACACACCGGUUGGGUUCAGUCUGUGCGUUGGUCCAAAACAAGAGAUACACUGUUUCUCUCAGCGGGCUAUGACGGACAAGUCAAGCUAUGGGAGACGAGAAGUCCAAAAACCCCGCUAUACGAUUUAAGCGGCCACGAAGACAAAGUGCUGUGCUGUGACUGGACGAACCCCGCGCUGCUGGUCAGUGGCUCUUGCGACAACACACUGAGGAUAUUUAAAGCCAAGCACGCUACUGCCAACGCGUGAAAUGGUUAGUUUUAAUAUUUUAAAUACAUUUACUUUGUUGGCUGUAAAUACAGGGUGUAACUAAAACGCUAGCAAAAAACGAAGACAGGUGAUAGUACUGAUGAUUACUGAUAAGAUAUCAUAAAAAACAUCACGAAAAAAUUAAAUAAAAAACUCCUUUUAUUGAAAAGUUCAUAGUACAUUGCAAAUAAAACAUCUGACUGACGCUAGAGAUCAACGAACGUUCCGUCAAUAGGCCACUCGAAUUCACAGCCGCAUAGGUGGAGCAUUGACUUGAGUUUUGCACGCUAUACAAUGCGGGUUUGAAAAAUACUAAAUCAAUAAAACUACAAGAUAAAGCAAAUGAUUAUUAUUGGCAUUGGAUUGCGUUAAAGUAGUAAUAAUUAAUAACGCUAAGUUUUAGCUAGCGUUUUUGUUACACCCUCUAUUCAUUCCAAUGUUGGCCCAAUACUUUGAUAGCAUAGCACACUAUUUGUUAUACAUAUAGCAUGGCAUAUUAUUUUUCAUAGUUUUAUUCUACAAUAUUAACAGAUCAAAUCAAAGGAUUUAUUCAAAAUGGGUUUCAAUUGCACUUUUUGAAUAAUGAUGUAAUGAUGCUAAUUAAUUACGUUAACUUAAAAACUAAAGGCUACAGGCGUAAGGCAGGCUAUAGGCUAUUAUAAAAGCAAUACAUAUUAAAAUUUGCAUUUUUCAAAUUGAAAAUGUAACAUUAUUACGCACAUAAUCGUAAAUGAUAGGUGGGCCAAUAUUGCAACAGUCACCUAAUAAUAAACAUUAAAUAAAAAAUAGGAACCAUAUCGAAAUUUUGUAGUAAAUAUGUACUAGGUUUAUUACAGUAAGAUGAAUAACUAAUUCUGUUGUGUGAAAUCUGGGUAUUGCUGUGUGCGAAAUGUAAGGUUUAUGAUGUAUACAUAGUCAAAAUAAUUUCUAAUAAAGUUAAA
This is a messenger RNA of Maniola jurtina (meadow brown), 2351 nucleotides long. RefSeq names its product ribosome biogenesis protein WDR12 homolog. Gene Ontology annotation, cellular component: preribosome, large subunit precursor. Lineage: Eukaryota; Metazoa; Arthropoda; Insecta; Lepidoptera; Nymphalidae. Bases 148 to 1410 code for a protein of 420 amino acids. The transcript has 9 exons. The record is from RefSeq and is a predicted model, not a curated record. Gene Ontology annotation, biological process: ribosome biogenesis. Gene Ontology annotation, molecular function: protein binding.